Helianthus annuus (common sunflower) is the source of this 1182-nucleotide messenger RNA. Its product is annotated as protein MIZU-KUSSEI 1. Gene Ontology annotation, biological process: hydrotropism. The record is from RefSeq and is a predicted model, not a curated record. The transcript is spliced from 2 exons. Bases 126 to 1010 code for a protein of 294 amino acids. Lineage: Eukaryota; Viridiplantae; Streptophyta; Magnoliopsida; Asterales; Asteraceae.
AAAAACUUUAACCCCUAAGUAAGGCUGGAGGGUGUGGGGCUCCAACCACACCCUAUAGCCCAAGUAUACAUACACAAAUAUAUAUAGUGACUUCUUUAGUUACCAUCUACACAACACAAAUAAAAAUGAGGACAAUCAUAGAUUUGGGAAGUGAAAGAGGACCUAUGGGAAUGCAUAUGAUUACCACCGCAACCACCGCAACCACCGUUGACUGCGGCAGCAGGGAGGUUGGACUGCGGCGCUCUCUACGCUCCAUGCUUGACUGCAUUGUCCCGGCUUGUUGUGCUGCCGGUUUUGAACCUCAGCCCGCUAAAUUUUCUCCACAUUCUUCUUCUUCCUCCUCGGCUUACUCAAGCGAUACAGAUUCACCAUCAUCAUCCCCAUCCACUAAUCGUUCAUUGCCAUCCUCUACCACCACAGUAAAAGGUACAUUCUUCGGGCAAAGAAACGGACGAGUCAGUUUCUGCCUGCAGGACGACAACCACCAUCGACGUACACCAUCACGAAGAACAACCACCACCACCACCUUAUCAUCAUCAUUAUCACACCCUCUUCUACUUUUGGAAUUCGCUGUCCCCACAUCUUAUUUAGCCAAAGAGAUGCAGCACGGUCUCCUCCGCAUUGCUCUCGUGGAGGAGGCCAGUGCUCACCACCAGAAGCCGCGUAUAAACGGUGAUGGUGGUGGGAUAUUUGAAGUAUCUGUCUGGACUAUGUACUGUGAUGGUCGGAAAGUUGGUUAUGCGACUAGACGUAAGAUGACAUCUGCUGACUCGGCUACCCUUACCCGUAUGCAAUCUGUUUCUGCAGGGGCAGGGGUUUUGCCACCAGAAAAUGGUCAUGGAAUCGAUGGUAUCAUGUACUUACGAGCCAGUUUUCGGCGGAUUAUCGGUUCAACAAACUCAGAGUCAUUUCACAUGAUAAACCCUGAUCAUGUUGGACCACCAUCUUCGAAUAAUCGUAGUUCUGGGCAAGAGCUUAGUAUAUUUCUUCUCAGAUCAUCAUCUAGUUGAAAAACAUUUCUUUAUCAUAAUAAUAUUAUGAUAAUAUCAUCUGUAUGUAUAUAUGUAUGCAUGUGUGUGUCUGUAUAUCCCCGAGUUAGAGAUUUACUGUAAAUAUGUAUUUGAUCCUUUUGUAAUAACUUGUAAGGGGCAUAACAAAAUUCCAUUUUUUCGGUUUGUAUUC